AAGGAGGCGAGUUAUGACCCGCCCCAACCUCGAACCCUCGCAGGAAAGAGGCCCACAGAGUAAGUGCCCAGAUUGGACGGGCACUAACCUUGGGGAAUAUGUUUCACAGGGAGUCUGCAAGGCCCAACUGCCAGUUAGCAGCCUGCACGGCGGCUCAAGCGCUGUGUUCCCCAGGGUCCCAGACCUCUGACAUGCACGAGAAUUGGAACUCAAGAGUACCUGUGACUGACAAGUUGCCAAAAAAAAAAACAAAACAAAACUCUGGCUUCUCCUACGCUUAGCUUCUUUGAAAAGUCUCCAAGGAAGUCUGCUGCACAUUUCCAUAUCAGAACUUCUGUCUGUGGCGCUUACAAAACAGACCAGGGAGAUCUGAAACGGCUGGCGGAAGCACCCAAUGAGAAGUUGGGUGAGGUUGAGGAUAAUCCCCAAGUUUCUGCCUUGAACAAAGAUAAAGGCAUCCACGAUGGUGAAUGAUUUGGAAUUUAGAUUGAGAAACGCUGAGUUAAAUUAAAUGGAAGAAAAUGGAAGACUUUAUCAACAACGUUCCGUUGAUGACCUGUGACUGCUUGCUGCUGCCACAAUGCGGUGGCGGGACCGCAUGGCUGUGCUUUUUUUCCCCCCUGGCAUGAUGCUCACUGUGGCCGCGCUGAUGCUCUUCUUCAUACACAUGGGUGUCUUUGCUAGUGACGUGCACAACUUCUGUGUCACCCACCACUAUGACCGCAUGAGUUUCCAGUACACGGUCGUACUGAUGUUCUCCCAGGUGAUCAGUAUCUGCUGGGCUGCCAUGGGGUCACUCUAUGCAGAGAUGACAGAUGACAAGUUUUUUCGGUGCUUUGCCCUGACCAUCCUGAUGCUCAAUGGAGCCAUGUUCUUCAACCGCCUCUCCAUGGAGUUUCUGUCCAUCCAGUACAGAGAGGAGAACCACGCUGGGAGUUGGGAACAGGACUGAGAAGGGAG
Messenger RNA from Nannospalax galili (Upper Galilee mountains blind mole rat), 960 nucleotides. It is a transcript of the gene Catsperh, whose product is annotated as transmembrane protein 262. The record is from RefSeq and is a predicted model, not a curated record. Lineage: Eukaryota; Metazoa; Chordata; Mammalia; Rodentia; Spalacidae. Bases 581 to 952 code for a protein of 123 amino acids. The transcript is spliced from 4 exons.